GCGGGCGCCCGUUGGGCGGGGCCGGCCGAGCGGUGGGCGGGGCCUGUCUCCUCAGGGGCCCGGCCGCUCUCCUCCCGCCCUGCCAGAGCGCGCUGCUGACAGGGAGCGGCGGCGGUAGCAUGGAGCCGGGCGCGGGGCAGAGGCCGUCCGUCUUCGAGCUGCCCAAGGUAGAACUUCACGUCCACCUGGAUGGAGCCAUUAAGCCAGAAACAAUUUUACACUUUGGCAAGAAAAGAGGAAUUCCGCUCCCUGCUGACACAGUUGAAGACCUCUUGCCGCAUAUCAGUUACUCAGAGCCACUCACUCUCACCCAAUUUCUAGCAAAGUUUGAUAUUUACAUGCCUGCUGUUGCGGGGGACCGCGAUGCUGUGAGAAGAAUAGCUUAUGAGUUUGUAGAAAUGAAAGCAAAUGAAGGUGUCAUCUAUGUUGAGGUCAGAUACAGCCCUCAUUUUUUAGCCAACUGCAAAGUGUAUCCUGUUCCCUGGAAUCAAAAUGAAGGCAACCUCACUCCGGAUGAAGUGGUUAACCUCGUUAAUCAGGGAUUACAGGAUGGAGAAAGGGAUUUCAACAUCAAAGCCAGGUCUAUUCUAUGCUGCAUGCGCCAUAUGCCAAGCUGGUCAUUGGAGGUGGUGGAGCUGUGUAAGAAAUAUCACAACAACACGGUGGUAGCCAUAGACCUGGCUGGGGAUGAGUUGGUGGCUGAGACCUUCCCAGAGCAUAGACAGGCUUAUGAGGAAGCUGAAAGAUGUGGCAUUCACCGGACUGCUCAUGCUGGGGAGAUUGGAUCACCAUUGGUCAUCAAGGAGGCAAUCAAUGUUCUGAAGGCAGAGCGACUUGGGCAUGGCUACCAUGUCCUGGAAGACCCAAGCCUUUACAAGGAGCUGUUGGAUAGGAAGAUGCAUUUUGAGACCUGUCCGAGGUCCAGUAUCCUCACCGGAGCAUGUGAUCCAGAUUACAAGAAACACCCAGUAAUUCAAUUUAUGAAAGAUAAAGCAAAUUACUCUCUGAACACUGAUGAUCCUCUCAUUUUUAACUCUACAAUUGAGACUGAUUACAAAAUAGCUAAGCAGUUCCUGGGUUUCACUGAAGAGGAGUUCAAGAGAGUGAACAUCAAUGCAGCUCAGUCCAGCUUCCUGCCUAACAAAGAAAAGAGAGAGCUUCUCAGUAAGCUGUAUGAAGCCUAUGGGAUGGAUCCAGACAACCUAUUCUAAUCCUACUUCUGUCAGCUGGCUAGGUGCAGUCACCUGUCCCCAUGUGUGCUCAACUCCUCUUUGUUUAGUGGGAGCACUGUCGUGGGGGAGGAGGUGCCAGGGCACCAGCACAUAAUACUGGUGGUAUUAUACUGAUCUUUACAGUCCGAGGCAUGCACUAUAAAGCAGUAUUUCCAUGGUUCCAUGGUAUAGCUCUACCUGCAGAACCAUGGACAAACUAGAUAUCUGAUUUCUUAUAUUUCUGACACACAAAUGUACAGGUGGAGUUUUCUGGCCUGAUUCCAUUAUGGCUUAUGCUAGUUUGACAUCCUGGUAUAAAUGAAAGCAAAAUAAGGCCCUCUUUAUUUGUGAUGGUGAUAUAAUUUUUUUAUGUGACUUUAUGGUGCUCUAGUUCCCUUGCUGAUCUAUCUUAGUCCCUUUCUGCACUACAUUAAUCUUGGUGAGCUGCAGCUGUGGUCAAACUAUGGGAGAAGAUGAGUUGGAGCCAUGUAGUUUAGACACACCCCUAGAGAGGGCUAGUCAUGCCUUAGGAGAAGGCCUGACCUGAACCUGAGCUGAGCACUCUCAAAUCAGCCCUUUUAGGAAGGGACCUCCUGAACCAAUCCCCAUCUGCACUAUCACCGUUCCCACCUUGUCCUUAGGGCUUGGCCUGGUGGGAGCUUCCCACUCCUGACAACUCCUCCUCUGGCCACCUCUUGCCCAUGGGAUCAGCAUGGUGGUGCCUGUCUGUCCCACUCCUGCCAGCUGCCCCUACCUUGCUGCGCUGAAUGUGCUGCAGAGUGGGAGGUAUUGCAAACUUGCAGCUUGCCCAGCUUAGAAGGUCAGGGUUUUUUUCAGAUCUGACCCACCUACUUUUCUGGCGUGUGGAAGACCCCAGAUUAAUUCUCCUCAAUACCUUAUGAAGAGGAAAGAAUUGAAUUUGGAUCUCAUACAUUGCAGGAGAUGGCCCUAGCUUCUGGGCUGUGGCAUCUUCUGGUGUGGGGCUUUCAGUCUUGCUGCUGAAUGCUAUUCUCUUGUAUAUAAAUAAUUAGUCAUUAGAGUCCAGACUUCAGGUUAGGUCUCUCAUUUGCUGAAGGAGUGCCCUAACCACUAACCUAGCACGUCAUUCUCUCUCUUCAUCGUCAUUCAAUGUGGCAGCUCAAAGUUGUUUAUGAAGAUAUUGAAAGAAAGUGAGAGACUCUGUGUCCUGAUGUGUAGGGCACUUUGUUGCACUGAGCGGAGGACCACUCUCCCCAUUCAAACAUUUUUUUUUCCACAUUGGGAUGAGGAGGGGACUUAAUUCUGGUCUCCCACCACUGGACUAAAGGUUAUAAGUGAGGUUCUCGUCCUCCCCCAAACCCUCUUUUGUGAUUUCUUCUUUGCUUUUGACAAAUGGCUCAACUUGAAAAAUGUCACCUUGGAAUGAAAGCUUUUGCUUCAACUUGACUUUUCAACUUUUUGAUUCACAACAUUUUUUACUAAAAUGCUUGUUUUCAAUUCAACACAAAAUGAUUUAUUUUUUAUUUUCUUAGAAUAGCCAACGAACUGAAAAAUUGUCUAUCCAGCAAGUUGUAAUAUGCAUGUUAGAAUCAUAUGCGCAAACUGUCUUCUGACACUAGUAGUUACCAAAAUAAAUAGCAAAACAUUUCAAUACUACAGUUUAUUCUUUUUUGCAUGGAUAAAAAAGACCGUGUUAAAACACAGUUUGGCCAUAAUUGUAUGUAAACAAGAUAUAUUUUGUAUUGCAAAUAGGGACUAAGAACAAGAUGGAAAAUGCAGCAGUGGUUGCAUUUAGGCUUUUUUGUUGCACAAAUACAGUAACUUUUUUUUUUUUAAAUUAACAAUUUUUGUAUUUUUUAUUUAUUUAAAAAAAAAAGCUGUCUCGCAAGACCUUAAAUCUCCACAAUGUCACUGCAGGUGCAAGCAUACAGCUCUGCUUCAGGACACCAGAGGGUAUGUUUGGGGAGUCCAGAGACUUCCAGUGGUUUGCUGAAUGUACCUAUAAAGUUAGUGCACAUUUUUCCACUUUCAGGACAAAGUUCUCCUCUCAGAUUGUCCACUCCAGCAUUCUGCACUUUCUUUGUACACGAAUCUAAUUCCCUGGGGCUGAAUUUUGCUCUUAAUCUAGUCUGGGUCUUUUAAAGAUACUUAAAAAUGUGGUUAACAUCUAUGUUUAAUCUUUCUGUCAUCAGCUAGCUUUCAGGCACCAUUAAUAGGGCUAAUAAACUAAUGAAUUAAGGUCCAGUAUCUAGUAAAAUGUCUCAGAUGUCACAAGUGCUUCAGAAGGUACUUAGCUGAAUUCUUGCUGGAAUCCCUGUCUUUGGUACGUUUGAGAAUUUAUAAAGAAAAUAUUAGCAUAAUUUCUAUGCCAGUUUGGUGUAUUAUAACACUUCUCUUUUUUAUGCAAAGAAAUUAUUGCAUGUUUUAGUUAAUUGUAGGAUUUUGAUACUUUCAUCCUCCUAAGACUUUGUAAACAGGGCAGAGGAAGCUAGGGUCAGGAGUGGGGAGAGUACCAGUGUCACAAGGGCUGCAAAGACCUGGACCCCAAAGCUACAAACACCAAAAAGUUGCCUUUGAUAAAGGGCUAUGUUCACCAUUCUCCUAGACAUUGGAAGACGGCUGGGAUUUACUGCUCUCAUUUCAGACAUCAGCAAGCCAGAGUUGGGUUGCUAUAUUGAUUUUUAUAAAUGAAUACAAAAUUCUCUUCUCUUAAAUACUUUGUGCAUGUAUACGCAAAUAUAUAAAUGAAUUGUUUUAUUUUUUUAAAGCCAAUGAUAAGUUGUCAGUUCUAAGUGGUUCUAAUAUUCUCUACAGUCUUGUUAUUGUUUGGUACUCUCUCUUCAGAAAUAGCUUGUGAACAGCUAUUUGCAUUCUGGAGACUCAGAGUAAAAUAUUCUGAUUUAAUAAAGAACACUUUAUUUUAAAAA
Molecule: messenger RNA, 4117 nt
Organism: Pelodiscus sinensis (Chinese soft-shelled turtle)
Lineage: Eukaryota; Metazoa; Chordata; Testudines; Trionychidae
Gene: ADA
Product: adenosine deaminase
Biological process (GO): inosine biosynthetic process; purine ribonucleoside monophosphate biosynthetic process; T cell activation
Cellular component (GO): external side of plasma membrane; cytosol
Molecular function (GO): adenosine deaminase activity
Source: RefSeq, a predicted model, not a curated record